AUGUUACAUUCAUCCCCUAAGCCCCAACAAAAACCUUUCGCUGGAGCUCUCAAUGGGGUAUGUGAUACCCCAAUUUCUCAAUUGCCGCAACCUAUUCUCAAAGGGGAUCGAUUAUCCAUCACAAUCCCUGAAGAUGAGUACCAAGCUAGAGUUGAAUCAUGUAAGCAUAAUCUUCACGGUAGGGUUCUUUGGCCAAAAUGUUCCAAACCCCUCUCUACGGGCCAAAAUUCGAGAGAAGUUCUCCGCUUUUUGGAAGAAUUUAGGAAAAUGGAGAAUCGGGCAUGGAAUUUAUCACCGGGGAUUCUCAAGUCGUUUCCUUGGUCUAAAGACUUCAUGCCUAAUUUGCAGCAAAACAAUAUAGCUCAGGUUUAG
Molecule: messenger RNA, 372 nt
Organism: Vicia faba (fava bean)
Lineage: Eukaryota; Viridiplantae; Streptophyta; Magnoliopsida; Fabales; Fabaceae
Source: the annotation of a GenBank genome assembly